Paramuricea clavata is the source of this 4245-nucleotide messenger RNA. Lineage: Eukaryota; Metazoa; Cnidaria; Anthozoa; Malacalcyonacea; Plexauridae. The record is from the annotation of a GenBank genome assembly.
AUGAAGUCGAACAAAAAUCAAUUGACCUUACAAGUUGUUGGUAAGAACGCAAUAUACAUUUCAUUUAAUUCAAGUACAGUAAUGUUCAUGUGAUCUUGCUUCUUUCAAUGUCUUGGUUACAUAUUAUAUGUAAAUAAUAACAAAAGAACAUUUUCAUUCUGACUCAACAUGUGAAAUAUCAACUCAUUAUUGUCCAAAUAUUAACUUUAUUAAAGAGGUGGUCAAGUCCGUUCAGCUGAUGUUUUAUAUUACCAAAACUGUGAAUCCUUCCUCUUGCCCAAAAAAGUGUGUCAUAUUUUCGUGCCUAAUAUCAUUUUAGUAAAUUUACUCCAUUCUGAUUGGUUAAAAACUGUGUUGAUUAAACAUUAAUUAAUCGCACAGGUGAACCGAUUAAAGAUUAAGCAAAGAAAAAUUCUUUUCAAAUAAUGCAAAAAAUUCCUCCACAGCAAGCAGACAGCAAAAUUAAUACAAGCUGAAAAUCCCCCACCCAGGCUCCCAUCACUUUCCUGUCCCUAAAAUUAUAUUGCAUUAGUGAGUCAGGGUUCGAAAUAACGUUCUGAAAAUAUGUCAAAUUUUGUAGGCUGUUUUUUGCAGCCAGGUGGAAAAUUUUUGCUGACUAUUUUCCAAGCAAAUUUUAGUUAUGUUCUGGAGUGGGCAUAGGCCAAAUAAUAGUGAUGUAAACCAACACAACAUGUGUAGGAAUAAACAUUAACAAGUUCUGUCUGGGUAUAAGUACGGUAUGGUGUUAUUGUAAGCGAGUCAUCGGUGAAUAAAUAUAAUAUUUUCGCCGAUCCCCACUAUGCUUUGAAAUUAAAAAUCGCCUGCAAGGUCCUAAAACUGCCGGCUAUCGCCGGAAGCCGGCGGCUAUUUCGAACCCUGUGAGUACAAUAAUAUAGAUGUAGCAUGUAUUAUUAUACUAAUUAUAGUUCAUUGCUGUUUAAUUGGUGUUUAAUAGUUUCAUUUAAUGUACAGUAGUUCACCUGGUUGUAAUGGGUUAUAAUUUAGGAGAAUAUGAGCACUACUGUAGCUGGCACUGGUUAUAACCAUUAAUGCUACAGUAUAAUACUAUAAUGUUUGAUUUAAAAUCUCCAUUCUAGGAUAUAGAAGUCAGCUGCAUGACAGAGGAAAGGUAUGUAGCAUACAUAUAACUACUUAAAUGACAUAUUACAAAGAAUGUCAGUGGUAGAACUUUGCAGUGUUAUUAGUGUUGUGGCUGAAAAUAGUUUAAAUUGCUGUUCCAUGAACAUUAGACAGAUUUAGAUCGAGGAAGCGGAUGUCAAAGACGACGUGAAAAUGGUGUGUUGUGCCCAUGUAUGGAUAUGCCACGCAUAGUAUGCAUUUUAACAGGAUACUGUCCAAUCCUGUUCAGGGCCUUCAGGCCAAAAACUGACUUGUCAUAUUUGAUAAGUGGUAGAUACUGUCUACUGUUUUCUAAUGUUGGCCACUUGAAUAAGCUAUUGAUCUUCAUACAACAUUUCACCGAUAUUUUCCUUUUGAUUUAAAGCAAGAUAAGAGGACGCAUAUUCAUUAUGAUAGGGCAUACUAACAGGGCUCGAAGUAGUGAAAAAAUAUAGCCUGCCAGUCUAAAAUUUUUUGGCAGGUGAAAUAAAUUUUAACGUGCCAUUUUUAUUAAUUGAACUGCCAAAAUGGCGAUGUCUCAUAUGAGUCAUAUUGUAAGAAUCAAUGUUUGUAUUAUUUUUAAACUUGUCUAUUUUACUACAGUGAACUUGGAUUUACAUUUCAAAUAUAAACGUAUUUAGCCAACUAAAUGAUCUAGUAUAUAUAUAACAAAUGAAAUGACAUAUAUCUAUAGAAUUUCACCUGCCAUUUUUUUUUACUUGGAAGUUCAAAUUUGUUUUUGCCUGCCAUUUCUAGAAUAUAGCCUGCUUUUGGCCAUUGGCAGCCCGCUAUUUCGAGCCCUGCAUACUAAUCUUUUGUACAAAAUUGAGAAAACAUUCCUGCUGGUUUAUUGUACAAACUGUACUUUUAAUUAUUAUAUAUUAUAUUAUAGUUUAAUAUAUUUUGUCAUGUAUUUGGCUCUGAAAAGCCUCUUUGGGGAGAGUUCAAUAAAUAUUGUAUUGUAAUGAAGUUGGGAUAUUUGACAAUUUUUUUUAUAAAUAUUAUAAAUAUUACAAAUAUAUAUUUCAGGUCCAGGCCUUACAUACAAGAAAUUUGAUUCCUGUAUUGAUUAUUAUUUCAUUUAUUUCAUUUAGGGCCUAGAUGAAAAUUACUUCGUGUAAUUCUAGUCACCCUGUUUAAAUAAAGUGUUUAUUAUUAUUAUUAUUUAUCUGUUGUAGUAUUAACUCUCACCCUCAAUAAUAAUCAACACCACCUGCAUGACCACCUACUAUAUCAUUCAGCAAAGACAGUUGAGGAGAAAAUACUCCACUUCAGCCGAUGUUCUAGUAACAGCUAGUAGUUGUUUUAGUUAUUUGAAAGCUUGUGAUGGUUAUUUUUAGGUGAAAACUAAAAGUGAUUCAGUCGAUAAUGAUUCAGUUGGAAAAAGAAAACCAAGGGCAAAACAACAAGAGACCCAAUUAAAGCUAAAACACAACAAAGAACGUUCAAAUUACGUAAAAGGGGCUAAGCUUUCUAGAGUAGCUGCAAAAUUUAAUGGAAAAUUACCAGACAACAAACCCAAGUCUACAGUGCAAAAAUCUGGUAACAGUGGUUCUACACCUGUCAAUGAAACUACCGCUUUUGUAACGAAAAAUGACUUGGCAAAAUUACUGGAAACUUUGAAUGAGAACAAUGUGGAUAAUGUGCCAGCAAUACAAAAUGAUGCACAACUUGACUUACAAGGUAUGUUUUAUUAUAGGAUUCUCACUUUAGUACUCUCUCAACUCUCUAAUUAAAUGCCUUGUAUCUAAUAGCUGCCCCAAUCAAAUUAGCAUUUCUGUGUAUAAUAUAACAUUUACUUAUAAUAUCUCUAUGAAAAUGUAUAACAUUUACACUCGAAAUUUUCAUCUACAAAACCCUUCAACCCUUAAUUGAUCAUUUCUUGAAAAUGUUGCUAUAAUAACACUGCAUGUUGGUUCUGUUUUAGGUCCAAGUAAUAAGACUACUCAACUAACGCAGAUGAACACAAAACAAGAUGAGAAAACCAAGGAAAUGAAUACUAAUGAGAAAUUUCAGGUAGUAGAGUUGCUUUGAUAUCAAAUAAACUUGUAAAGGCCCGUUUACACUUGCAAUUUUUGCUAUGAUUAUGAGUUAUCAUUGUUUUGAAUAUAUGUUGCCGCGGCUGAAUAUUCAUCACUCAUUCACUCGUUCACAUCCAUCAGAAGAAGAAAAUCGCACUAGAAAUGGCAGCAAAAAUUGCAAGUGUAAACGGGCCUUAAAUUAAUAGAUGAAAUUAUGAUGUUUAAUUUAUGCUGUCUAAAUAUACUGUAUACAGUAGAGGUGUGCAUCGGAUCAGAUUGGACGUUUAUAAUCCGACAUUUGGCUAAUGUUUAAAAUCCGAUCCGAAAUUGUCUAAUCCGAAUCCGAUCCGAGAUUUGAUAAAGAAUUUCGAUCCGAAUUUCUCAUUCAAGUUGAAAUAUUUAACCAAAUAAAUAUAAAAGCAAGAAAUACAUGUCAAGAAGCUGACAAAGUGACGUCCAAUUGAAGUAUCAAACGAAUAAUGCAGCGACAACCGCGAUAAUGCUUUGAUAAAUUCACGGAUAAUUAAUUCUUGCGAUAAUGCGUGGAUAAUUAAUUCAUUUUAUUUCGAAUAUCAAAGUCCGAUUCGACUGCGAAAUAACAAUUUAUCAAUCCGAUCCGAAAUGUAUAUUUUUGUUCCGAAAUCUGAACGAAUCGGAUUCGGAUCGGAUUUGCACACCUCUAGUAUACAGUACCGUUACAGUAUAUAAUUCAGACCUGGGAAAAAGCAGGAUCUCGGGAUCCUGCAGGAACAUUUGCCUUAACAAGGAACAUUUUCACUCAUACGUUAUGGGAGAAUCGUUAUAUCAAGCUUCCUUACCUCUUAUUUGAUUAUUUGCGAUUGUAAAGUGUUGUUCGAUGUUCAAAUUUGGUGUAAUGUACAGUCAAAUUUUUCAUUAACAUACGCACUUUUGAGUAUCCGAGAAACAUUAAAAACUUUUUCCAGGUCUGGCAUGUAUUUUACUCCAUUACUAGGUAUCUGAAAAGGUUUACAAUGAGUUGGAGAAUUUUGCACCGGUUGUGAAAGAAAACAAUCCUGGAGAAACUGUUGCUAUCACGAAAGAAACUAUAAAGCCAGCUGCAAUGAGAAGUUCCUUUGCAAUCGGG